AUGGCCAACACUAAACAAAAACCAGUUUCAAUCUUAUCACUUGCUACAUUUUGCUUCUUAUCGUUAUACUUCGUGAAGAAACAAGCCUUUUCAAAAGUUUCAUCUCCAUCUUCUUUAGGUCUAAACCAAGAGAACCUAACCCAUCUUCAUUUCUACUUCCACGACAUGUAUGGUCGCAACCCAACCUCAGUGGAAGUAGCAGAAGCCGCACAAACAAACAUAUCUAAGACAUACUUUGGUUCUGUUUUCGUUAUGGAUUGUCCUCUAACGACACAUCCCAAUAUAAGCUCAAAGAGAAUAGGGUAUGCGCAGGGUAUGACCGCAUACGAAUUAGGAUUGUUGAUGAUUCUCCAUUUUGUGUUUACGGAAGGAGAAUAUAACGGAAGCACGAUUAGCAUUCUUGGACGUAACCUUGUAUUUGAGAAUGUUAGGGAGAUGCCUAUUGUUGGAGGCAGUGGCGUGUUUCGAUUCGCUAGAGGAUAUGCUGAGGGAAAGACUUUUCAAUUAGAUGUUAAGACUGGAAAUGCAACUCUUGAGUAUAAUGUAUUUGUUUUGCAUCCUUGA
Eruca vesicaria subsp. sativa (arugula) is the source of this 564-nucleotide messenger RNA. The record is from the annotation of a GenBank genome assembly. Lineage: Eukaryota; Viridiplantae; Streptophyta; Magnoliopsida; Brassicales; Brassicaceae.